Penaeus indicus is the source of this 3660-nucleotide messenger RNA. RefSeq lists its product as uncharacterized. Gene Ontology annotation, biological process: proteolysis. Lineage: Eukaryota; Metazoa; Arthropoda; Malacostraca; Decapoda; Penaeidae. The record is from RefSeq and is a predicted model, not a curated record. The transcript is spliced from 7 exons. Gene Ontology annotation, molecular function: cysteine-type endopeptidase activity. Bases 244 to 1932 code for a protein of 562 amino acids.
UGAUAAGACUUCCCUCAUACCCAAUCACGAUGCACAUUUACAUGUUACUGUCCAAAUAUCGUCUGGUUGAUAAGGAGAGAGAUAAAGAAAGAAAGAAAAGGAGGUCGGGCUUACUAACAAUCACAACAAGACAAAAUAACAGUUAACUACUGUUAUCGUCUCGCUGUAUAUAAGAAACAAGGUGUUAUUAACAUUAUCACUCGGUGGCUUUUGGCGUGUGGCGUAAGGUUGGCGGCCGCUAUCAUGUCCGCUGGUCUUCCGAAACCUGCGACUGUGGAUAAAGGUUUUUUAUCAAAAGUACGAGAUGAAGAUGUUCCGAAAAUGCUUUUCCUCUCUGUCAAUCCUAACAAGAUUGAAGAGCAAGAUACAACCUACGCGGCCUCUGGCUAUACCGACGGCGUCAGUAUCGGCAAGAAAGUCAUGGUGACAGAAUUCCGACGUGAAGAAACGUCAGACUCCGUCACGAGAUUAUUGGAGAAAUUUGAGAGAUCUUUGAGCGAGAAGAGCAUAAACCCAGUCCGCCGCGAGCUGCAACUCCGCAUCCUCAAACUCAGCAGUGUGGAAUUUAAUACCAACACCCAGAGCACCCUGGAGAGUAACUUCUCCGACGAAAACGAUCAGCUCAACAACGAGGAGGAAGAUAUUCUGGAAUUCACCGAAAUCUUCGAGAUGUUCAACAUAUCCGCGCCCGAGAAUAUCAAAGUCAAUUUCGGGAAUAUCAUUUCGAGCAAGAAGAUUCCGCUGAAGAGGGGAGACAUCGACAACUAUAGCAAGAAGACCUUCUUCGUAUACGCGGAGAACAAGAUCAUGAUGAAGAUCUGCGACUCCCUCACUCCCCGGGACGUCUAUUGCCUCUACGAGAUCAUAAGGGAAUCGAAGGCCAUCGAGAAUGAUGACAAAGUGAAGGACCUCUUGUCGCAGGAGAUAGACCAAGGGGCGCUAGAGAAAGUGCGUGGCCUAAAGGACGUGGCCUUUUACUAUCUCACGCUCAUGAUGAUGAGGAAGCAACUCCUCAACCGCCUUUACACUCACAGACUCGUUUUCCUCUUCGACCAGCUGAAGGAAAUGAAGAGCGGAAAAGACCCCAAUAUCGAUCGUAUUCUGGACACCCUUAACCGAUACCCCGUGGCUUCACGACCUCCGGGACUGUGCAUCGUGUUCAACAUGAUCGAGAACAGGAACGGGGCAGCCAAGGACCUCAUCAAAGUGAGGGAGUUGUUUGAAAAGGAAUAUAAAUUUGAUUUCUUCGUGAAAAUUGACCCCACAGCUGAAGAAAUAAAGACAAUUGUUAGCAAACUCAAGGCAGCUAGGAACAAGUUUUACGACAGCCUGGUCGUGUGGUUCAUGGGUCACGGAGACAAGACUUACCUCACUGUGAAGAAUGAGCAGCGUAUUCAUCGACGCACCGACCUCAUCCAGCCCUUCACGGAGAUCGAGUGGUUUAACAAGAAGCCCAAACUGUUCUUCAUACAGGCGUGUGCUGUGAAGAAAGAUCGAAAGAGGUUUUCGUCAACGUCGCAGCCCAAGGAACUGUCGGCUCUCCAGGCAUCCACGGACUCCUCCGGAUGGCGCGCCCCUGCUAGCAGCGAGUGGCAGGACAAGUACGCUAGUUAUACCGACGUGUCUCAGGUGAACUCCUUCGCUGACACGCUCAUCUCCUACGCGACCAUGUGGUACCAGUACGCUUCUAGAGGCGAGGAAGGUUCACUGUACGUUGACACCCUAGUGGACCAGCUGAGGCAAUAUGGGUGCAAGGAGAGUGUCGAAAAUGUUCUUCGUCGUGUUCACUAUAACGUGAACACAGUGGCUCUCUUGCACAGUGAGCAGGGCCAGGACAUUACAUGGAAGCAGGCACCCUAUUUUGAAUCCUCACUCCAAAAGGCUUUCAUAUUCCCUAAGCCUGAAAAAACAGUGGCUGGUAUAGUUCGGUAAAUUGAAGGAUUUGUAACCAUACAGUACAGAUAUAUAUGCACACUAAUGCAGUUAUAACCUCCCAUGAACGUGCAUACAAGCAUACACAACACAGACAGACGGACAUAUGUAUACUUUUACAAACUCAAGGGGCAAUGGUCUUAAGACAAGAAAUAUUUUGUUUAGCUCUAAGUAUCUUUUUUAAAUAAUGUCAAUGUCAUUAAUUUCAUAUCUGGCUGUAAAAGGAUUAUUUGUUAGAAAGAAUUGCGUGUUAUUCUAGUCGUCAUAAGUGUACUCACAAGCUGUUUGAAAUUCAGCUAGAAUUAUUAAUGACAUACUUAAGUAUUUGAUAAAUAAUUAAAAUGAUACGUUGUUCAUUUUGAUUCUUGUGUAUCAUUAAUGACUAAUUCAUAUGUGAUCUGCCUUUUAAACUAUAAAAAGCCACUUAGUUGUAAAAUUUGAUCAACAUUGCCUUGAUCUCUGGAAUAAGAAAGGUUUUGGCAGUGGACAAUUCAUCUUCAUAUUUAUCUAGAGCAAUUACUAAAUAAAAGAUAUCUUCUACAUCAAACUCAUUAGCCUUUACUGAUGACCAACAGAAUUGUAAUGGAAUACUCUUAACUGACCUGAAUGGCUAAUUAUCAUAUGCAAAUAAGUGAUUGGGAAAAGUGAAAGUCACUGAAUUACUGAACAGAAAACAUCUAUGUCAGAGAUACACACACAAAAGGAAUGUGAUACAGGGCAAUACUUAUUCAAAUAUAUCUGUAAAAUCAAAUAAUUAUGUGACCUAUUAAAUACUUGGUUUAUUUGAAGAGUGCUAUGUUCUGUCCAGCUAGGGCCACAUAUAUUAGUAAUAUUAAUAUUCCACUUGUUAAAAUAAGCUAAUAAAGUGAAAAAAGGAGAUGAAUUACAAGAGAGAUGAAGUUUGGCUGCAUCUCAGUACAAACAGUUUAGCACAUUUGACAAAAUUACAAUGUUUUUGUACUUAGCUAUCAAUAAGCAGAGGCACCAGCAAGGAACAAAGAGGAAACAACUACCCAACACAUCAGCUUGUGGCUCAGUAGCUUCUUCAAAACAUACAUCUCACACUCACUGGGAUAUGAGACCCCAGUUUGCUUAUGACAAUUGACUUCAAUGAGUCCUUAUACGUUUAAACUGACAGUUAGAUGGUUCACAAUUGUAUAUGGUAUAUGUCCUCCACUGUGAUCAUUCAUUGAACUGAAUGGAUGGUAGAUAACCCAUUAUUCUUUAACAACACAAAAAUGGUUAUUUUAUUCUACACUUCUACUACUAAAUUUCUGACAAGGUAUUUAUCCUUCUCUUCAUUUCAUAUCAAGGAGAAUUAUCCACAGAAAAAUGUAGUUCUUUAGCAUCAAGCAAGCAAAAUUGUGAGGAUACUCUACUGCUCCAAGAACUUUUUUCACAUUUAUAUAAUUAUUUGCAUUUGACAAACUAUUUUCAAUACCUAUUACUUGCUAAUGCAAAGCUUUAUUGAACUAUAAUCUUACCAUCUGGUAAGUAUGCUUAACGAAGGGAUAAAGGAUAUAAUUUCUGCAACUUACCACACAACUAUAUCAGAACUAGGAUAUAUUUUCUAUCAACAAGAGUAGUAGGGAGAGGUAAAGGCAAAUGAACUGAGGCAGAUAACAUCCACAAACUCUUUAUUGUCUUUUUUUCUUUUGCUUAAAAUGUAUACAUGAAUAAAUGCAAAUUACGAUCAAGCUAAAACCUGGGAAAGUGAAAGCCAUGUAA